Paramuricea clavata is the source of this 232-nucleotide messenger RNA. The record is from the annotation of a GenBank genome assembly. NCBI's taxonomy places the organism in Eukaryota, Metazoa, Cnidaria, Anthozoa, Malacalcyonacea, Plexauridae.
GUUAUAUCAACUGUCAAGAAUUUUUAUGUGAGAUCAUUCAUGUUGAUCAAUUAUCUUCUGUUUCAUGGCAAAUCCCCCAAUUCCCAGCGAUGAUCUUCGAUUUUGCCUUUGUCCGAUUCAAGAAAGGUAGAGAGGUACUUAAAGGCGUAUUCCUAAAAGACGAGUUGGCGAACAUUCAACCAGGAAUUUUCACUGGUACUUCUCACUGUGAAAUAGUUGUUAAUGGCGAGAA